Messenger RNA from Theileria orientalis strain Shintoku, 225 nucleotides. RefSeq lists its product as hypothetical. The record is from RefSeq and is a predicted model, not a curated record. The transcript is spliced from 2 exons. The coding region runs from base 1 to 225 and encodes 74 amino acids. Lineage: Eukaryota; Apicomplexa; Aconoidasida; Piroplasmida; Theileriidae.
AUGUUGUUUUAUAGAUAUUUAAUAGCAGUCGUUUCCUCACUUUUGAUUGGAACCAUCAAACCCACUGAUGCAAUUAAAUGUCACCCAUACUAUAGAGUAUGUGUCCAAAAUUGCAAAGUUAAACACGGAGGCAAUAUUUUCCUUAAAAAUAUGUGCGUAGGAGGGUGUAAGUUUAGCCAGUGUGUUAUAAAAAGGACUGAUGACAACCUAUCGUUGGAGCGUUAA